AUGAUUCAUGAUGAAUUGAGUAUCUCAGAAGCGUCAACUAGUGUUGGGACUACAACAGCAACAAGUUUGGAUUUGUUUGAUCUUCCUGUAAACUGCACUAUUAACGGUAUCAGCCAGAAAGUUACUACGAACUGUGAAAGUUUGGAAUCAAUUCUCUGUGAAUGUUCCCUGUUGCCUUCAAAGUAUACUGCCUACUCAACUGCAUCCUAUCCAAUCAUAGAUUAUUCGAAUGCAACUGACAUUAUCUUUUUGUAUAACGAUUAUUGGGAUGACGAGAUUGACAAUCUAUCGACCACAGUUACGGCUCCAUGGACUGAACAUGCGGAAGCUGCUGAUUCGAUAACAACCACAGUGAACCCAUCUUGCUUGAUUCAAUGCCCAGAUGGAUACAUUAUUGGUCAAUCUCUCUGUUACUUCAUAGUUGAUUUAUCAAAUAUCAAAUCAUAUCAAUCCGCUCUCUCCUAUUGUCAAACUGUCAACCUUCGGAAUCUGAUAUCUCUGGAACAUCUUCGAAAUCUGCUUGAUCUUCAGAUAUUGAAGACGAAAGUGAAUUCAUCCUACUCAACUACUUGGUACUUUGCAAAUGGAGGAGGUUCAGUUCAAGAGAGAUUCGAUAAGAAAGCUCAAGUGUUUGAUAUAAACAUGUUGACUGGAAUGACGUCACCAAUCGAAAUGACUGUUGGAAUAUCUGAUGCCACAUCGAAUGUCUCUGCUAUUUGUGUUCUUCCACAAUACUGUAAUAUUUCUCAAUGUUACGUCGACUCAGCUCUGGAUGUUCUUGAAUUGAACACAAUUCUCAGCUCAUCUAAAGAAGUUAUUGUCAGUGUUUCGACUACCAGUAUAACCUGUUCUUACACUAAAUCAGUAUCUACAGUUGCUUGUGGAUCACGUGGAAAUAUGAUGCCAAAUCCGACUACUAUUAGUUGUGAAGCUUCCGGAGACGCUCAAAAACUACCAAACACGACAGCUGAAAUUGUGGAAUAUUGCUCGCUAUGCUUCGAGCGAGGAACGGAAAGCUGUAGUGAAGCAACUGAUAAAAAUGGGAAAACGGGAUACCAAUGCAAUUGUAAAAGCUCUUAUUCGAUGGGAACAUGUUGGUACACUUCUGAUUCUUGUCUUCCUGAAACCUGCAAUGGACAUGGAAAAUGCUCUGAUACUCUCGGAAAUGUAAAAUGUGAUUGCGAUUGGGGAUACGAAGGAGAUUCUUGUGAAGUGAAUAAGGAUCGAGUCACCAAUACAACUGAUUCAUUUUUCACGCGACUUGGAAAUUAUAUCAUUGACUUUCCAACUAUUUAUGCUGUUCAAACGAAUUCUUGGAUAUUUUUGACAAUUGCUGCAAAGUCGAUCGGAAAGAUUUAUAGAUCAACUGGAGAAGAUGACCCGCAAGAAACUCAUCAAGCAGCCAGAGCAUUCUUCAUGACGCUGGGAACUACUUGUGUUUUGUUUUUCAAUGACCCGUACCUAUUCAAGAUCUCUUUGGCAACUUCAAUGAUUCAAUGGAUGUUGGAAGGAUACAAUGCGAAUCAAGUGGUUCGAUGUGUUCAUCUGAACGAGUGGGAGAAAGAUUUCGAAUAUAGAAAAGCUUGGGGAAUCAAGGCUGCACCGAGGAUGGUUAUACCUUUGAUUAUGAUGGCUGUCGCGUUGGCGGUGAUUUUCAAAUCGAACUGGUACUAUCUGCCAUCCACGUGGACAUGUCUCGGUGUCAUCUGCAAUCAAACUACUUCCGUUUGGCUCUCUGCUAUCUGGAUUGUUCUAUGUUUGGUCGUCUCAACUGCAGCUUUUGCGGAGUCUAGUGUUCUUUUGACCCAUCGCCGUCCACUGUACAAUCUGAAAAUUCGUCAACGAAUCGAGAGAGACAUUGGAAUUAUUGAUGGUUGGGUUGCAGAAAAGUGCCGUCGAAACACUGUUCUUUGCUUCAUUGGAAUCUGUCUUCUAUCUGUCACGUGGCUUUUCACUAUCCUAGCAUCUGAUAAGAGAAGCAAAUAUGUUUUUGGAUGGACUCUCACUCUUGUCUCUACUCUCUAUGGGUCUUUCAGCUUUGUUCAAGGAGUUUAUACCGAUCCAAAUACUUGGUCAGCAAUUCUCUGGUUUGCCAUGAAGCGUUUCCCAGCUCGUUUUGCCCCUACAUAUGAUCCAAUUUCGAUGUGGACUCGAGAAGAAGUGAAAGAAAUUCAAAAACUUCCAAAAGAACAGAGAGAAAUAAUGAAAGACGAGAUGUUUCCACUCAACAAACGACUCUUUUUGCAUCAUAAAUGGAAUAUGAAUCUGAAUGAGAAAUUGGAAAAAGGGACCGAAAUCACUGAAGCUCUUCUUGAAAUUCUUCGAAACGAAAUUAGAACUCAUCAUGAUUUAUCUGGAACUCAAUUCCAAAAGGAGCAAUUACAAGAGACGUUUGCUGAAUUCGUGAAAUCUGUAGCUGAUCGGCCACCAAGAAUGGAGUUAUUGGGAGUGAAUGCAAAGAGUGAAGCAGUGACUUUAUGUGCUGAGAAGGAGGAUGGAAGUGCCCGAGUGACUAAAUUCAUGUUGGUUCCGGAUAUUGAUGUUUUCGAGCCAGAAGAAUUUUAUGAGGAUGCUGAUGAUGUGGAUAAGAAGCGGAUGGAUAUUGAAGAGGAGAAGGAAACCUACAAAAUCGCCAGAGAAGAAGCUGUUUCCCAGAACAAGUUCAUGAAUUCGGCCAUCAAAUUCAAGUACUACGGCAAGAUCAAAGGAUGA
Caenorhabditis remanei is the source of this 2712-nucleotide messenger RNA. RefSeq lists its product as uncharacterized. The record is from RefSeq and is a predicted model, not a curated record. Gene Ontology annotation, molecular function: Notch binding. Gene Ontology annotation, biological process: Notch signaling pathway. The coding region runs from base 1 to 2712 and encodes 903 amino acids. Lineage: Eukaryota; Metazoa; Nematoda; Chromadorea; Rhabditida; Rhabditidae. The transcript has 14 exons.